Odocoileus virginianus texanus is the source of this 1609-nucleotide messenger RNA. It is a transcript of the gene C10H11orf71, whose product is annotated as chromosome 10 C11orf71 homolog. Lineage: Eukaryota; Metazoa; Chordata; Mammalia; Artiodactyla; Cervidae. The record is from RefSeq and is a predicted model, not a curated record.
AGUGCGAUCCGCUUCGGCAGCCGCCGCCCCCAUCUCAGCGUCGCCCCCUCCCGAAAAAGGCCGAAGGGUCGCCGCCGACGCACGCACUGCGCACUCUCAGAAACCCCACGUCCUCGCUCACCCAGGCGUCACCGACGUAAACGUCAAUCACGCCGGCUCUCCGCAGCGUUGACGUGCACUGACGGACUGCGCAUGCUCCGAGGAGAGGGCUCGGAGAAGGCUCCUGGUCGCUCACUGGUGUAGUGAUGGCUUCCUGUGAAGUCGGUCUCCGCUGUCGAGAUCCGCUGAAUUGAUCUGCGGAGUCGCGAAGGGCCUGCCUUGACGGAAAGACGUAACAUUAGAUACUACGGGCAGUGUUUGAAGAUGGCGCAGAACUCUGUGUCCCUGUCCGCCGGCGAUCGAAGGAGCCGGGUAGCUUACCUCAGCUCUUCCCACGGUGACCUCAGCUCAUCGGCUUUAGCGUUGGCGAUGGUCUCCGGAGACAGCUUCCUCGUUACCAGGCCCGAGGCGAUUCUUCCAGAAUCUGUUCCUCGAUCCUCUGUGCGGCUGAACUUCCGGACCGAGAGCCGUCGGGCGCCUGGUGGCGGCCGAAGCCCGACCCGCUUUAAUGAGGGAAGGGAACUGGAGGCGCGGAGCCGAAGCCGACAGGCCAGAUUCUCACCUUACCCGCGCCCUGCGGUGAAACUCGACCUUCUAAGAAGUGUCCUGCAACAGCGUCUGGUGGCACUUGGAGGAGUUAUCGUAGCCCGUCUUUCGGCUUAAAACCACUACCUUCCUCGGCCCUUCAAUUAGCGUACUUAUGGAAUCUGAGUUCCACGACCAGAGAUCAACCCUACACACCCUGCAGUGGGAGUGCAGAGUUUUAACCCCUGGACCACCGAGGAAGUCCCAAUGCUUCAUAAUUCUGAAUCUGAGCUGAUGAAUCUCUAAUUUCUCCUGGUUCUUAACAUUUGCAACAGUCCAAGUUACAACAUCUUCCUAGAAUCAAAAAGACUGUGUUAUGGAAGCAAGGACUGAUAGAAACCUCUCGAAAUGAUCUAAAGCAAGAACAACUAAGUUUCCCAAAAGUGGUCCAUGUUAUUAAAAAUCCAAAUGUUAUACAAAAUGACUGUAAGUAUCACUGCCUGUGUAGCAUGUUACCAUUCUAAAAUAGAUGAAUUUUCUAAGACAAAAAAUAGUCCCUCAGUACGCCAUUGUAAGUUUUUAAAAAGCCAUGGUAACUUCCUUUUUGUUUUUAUAGACCUUUGUUUAUUGUAUCAUACUAGGCAACUGACUAGUAUGUGUUGAAGGUAAGUUCUAUUAGUAUAUUUUCUUCCUCUGUUCAUCAGCUCUAAAGACUUGAAAAGAAUGCCCGUUUGGGGUACAGGAAAAAGGAGGCUCUCUCAAUAGCUGGAUUUGGUGCUAAGCCUAAUUCUGAGAGGGGUAACUCAGCAGAAAGAAAAGAAAGUCCUAUGGGAGGGAAGAGUAGGUAGACUUUUAAUUUUGAGGCUUAGCUGUAUUUCAAACAAAAUUAUGCCUUUUAUUCCUUUUGUGAACCCAGAUCACACUCAGGUGCAGCUUUUUUCUUUGCAAUUUCCAUGAGUAUGUAUGCUAAGUCCCUUCAGUUGUG